Paraphaeosphaeria sporulosa is the source of this 927-nucleotide messenger RNA. RefSeq lists its product as uncharacterized. Bases 210 to 770 code for a protein of 186 amino acids. Lineage: Eukaryota; Fungi; Ascomycota; Dothideomycetes; Pleosporales; Didymosphaeriaceae. The record is from RefSeq and is a predicted model, not a curated record. The transcript has a single exon.
CCCCAUCUCGCGACCGAAGGCGCGACGAUCGGUACAGCGAAGAUAGCCACAGCGACUCUGACUCCGAUAGCCGCCGGGCUGCAAGGAGAAGGAGACAGCGUAGCCGCAGCCGACUCGACUCGAACUACUAACGAUUUUACGUUCCCACUAAGUGCGUUGCCUUGUCAUUGCAGUGGUUAUUUCUUUUGUCGGCUUGGCUGUCUUUGUUUAUGAAUCCUUUGAUGGGUCUUUCAAUCACGACUUUACGAAUCAUGACGGCUAGAGCAAAGCUUUGUGUCAGACUUGGGUGGGCUUGGCAUGGUAUUCGGCUUGCCUUCCUUACAACUCGUCUAGCGGUAGCACAAUUUACCGCAGUUUACGCGAUUGGCAUCGCCGGAGCAUCUCCGACGGCAACAACGGCUGAGUCGCAUGGCCUUGAGACUGCAAGUGGGGAAGAGACAAGUCAUGCAGCUGCGCUUCCUGGUCUUUGGGUUGAAUUGCGGUUUGACAAAGGAUUCUUCGGCAUUGUACAUUACAAUCAACAGCAUCAACCAUUUGCCACGUACCAUCCUUGCUGCAUCUGCACGAGAAAAAUUGCGUCUCAAGUUUUGCACGCCGAAUCCUCCCGCGAUGGCAGCUUCGCCGGCUCGCUGCGUGAGGCACAUGGUAUACCACUGCUCGGAAGAUACACUAGCGCUUCAAACGCGAACGCUUCGUCUCGGGUGCUAACGCUUCUAGUCUGUUUCCAAAGCUCUUUUAGGACGUUGUUCACCUUCCAGAAGAACAGCUAGCUCCGCCGCGUGAGCCUCAGUGGGCCAAAACCCCCCAUGUGUUCUUGGUCGUGGUCGCGUGAAACAUGAUCGAUCACCGGAGGUGGGCCCGUGGAUGCGGAAGGGGCGUGUGUGGCGCGCGCGUCAUGGCGUGCAGUCUUUGUCGCGAGGAUAUAGA